AUGGUGGUGUACACGCAGGAGCAUGUGUACCGGCACCCGUGGGACCGGGUGACGGCGGCGGCGUGGCGCAAGUUCACGGACCCGGCCUCCCGCACGGCGCUCUCCCACGUCGCCGACGUCCACACCCUCCACCGCCGCCUCGACUCCGACACGGGCCGCCUCCACGCCGCGCGCUCCAUCACCGUGCGGUCCCCGCCGCUCCCUUUCAUCCUCCGCCGCCUCCUCCCGUCCGCCGCGGCGUCCCCAAACGGCGCCGCGCUCUGCCACUGCGUCGAGACCUCGCUCGUGGACGCCCAGCGCCGCGCCAUGGACGUCGUCGUGCGCAACGUCAGCCUCCGGGGCCUCAUCGAGAUCAAGGAGCGCGCCUCCUACAGGCCCCACCCGGACCGGCCCGACGACUGGACGCAGUUCAGGCAGGAGACCACGAUCCGGUGCCGCCCGCUCGCGGCCCUCGCCGCCGUCGCUGAGAAGGUCGAGACCCGGUGCGCCGAGAGGUUCCUGCAGAAUAGCGCCAAGGGGAGGGAGGUCGUCGAGCGGAUCUGCCGGUACCUCGAGGCCGAGUCCGCCGGCGCCGCGCCCUCCGUAAUCUGA
Molecule: messenger RNA, 591 nt
Organism: Miscanthus lutarioriparius
Lineage: Eukaryota; Viridiplantae; Streptophyta; Magnoliopsida; Poales; Poaceae
Source: the annotation of a GenBank genome assembly